Rosa rugosa (rugosa rose) is the source of this 1335-nucleotide messenger RNA. Its product is annotated as putative F-box protein At4g22660. Lineage: Eukaryota; Viridiplantae; Streptophyta; Magnoliopsida; Rosales; Rosaceae. The record is from RefSeq and is a predicted model, not a curated record. Gene Ontology annotation, molecular function: protein binding. The coding region runs from base 1 to 1335 and encodes 444 amino acids. The transcript has a single exon.
AUGGCUGACAAAACAACCCUCCAGUCUACCAAACUAAGAAGUAAAAAACCAAACUGGUCCGAGCUUCCAGUUGACCCUUGUGAAACAAUCUUAUCAAAAUUGACCCCAAAAUCCAUACUACGAUUCAAGGCAGUUUGUCCUUCAUGGAACAAGGCAGCCGAAUCCAUCUUGCGGUCACCAUCAUUCACUUGCGCACAAGAACCACCAUGGCUCCUCCUUCCCCAAGAUGGUCCUGGUCAUGAUCACAGUGGGUUUCGUUUUUACAGUUUUGAAGGAAAGUCUUACAACUUGAACAAGAACAUGCCUGAGGAAUUGGGUCAUAGUGUUUGCCUCGGAUCUGAUCAAAGUUGGCUGCUUCUUCUUGUCUUGCAGAACAUGAAUAAUCUAAAGCUUCUGCUCUUUAAUCCCCUUUCGGGUACACAACUUCUACUCCCACCUCUCAGUACUUUUCCAGAUAUACUUCGCAUAGCUUAUUACCAUGAUGAUAUCAACAUGUAUAAUGAUGAUGACUCGUGUAAAAUCAAAAUCGAAGUCAAAAUCAAAAUCAUGACCAAUCCUGAUCCUACUACACCACCACGAUCGUUCAAUUUGGUUAUGAGAUCAAUGAAAGAUUUUAAACAUAAGAUAUUAACCAAAGUAGUUCUGUCAUCACGGCCAAUUCGCAACAGCAACAAAAGAAGCAGCAUUGGGGUGUUUGUGAUGUACAGAUUCAGUAUAUUCUAUCCGGGUUAUUUUUAUCUUGCAUUCUGUGUGACUGCAGAUGAUGAGUGGAAAAAACUUGAUGAACAAAGAGCGUACCAAGAUAUUACGAGCUAUGAUAAUCAGCUUUAUGCUUUGUGUCAUGGUUACACUAGUGUUCAAGUAUGGGAUUUCGUGAGUUCCUUUCCUGUUAAAAAAUUGGAAAUCAAAGUGGAUGCAUCGUCCAUAGUACUCCAAUUAGCAGGCUUCUACAGUUGUGCUUUCAUAAUCAAAACAGGCGUAGAUGAUCUCUUCCUGGUCCUGAAGUUUUUAUGUUAUAGUCUCAUGAAACCGGAUGUAUUCCAUGUUUAUAAACGGGAUUCCAAUGAUAGAUGGAUGGCGGUUGAAUCCAUUGGCAAUCAUGCUUUGGUUUUGAGUGUGAAACAGUCUAUAUUAAUUUCUUCAAAAGAUUCUCCAGAAUAUGAUCAGAAUUCAAUCUACUCUCCGUAUUUACUCUCAGAUAAGAGCCCUUCCUGCAGUCGUUUAGGUUUGUUUAGUUGGAGAAACAAACAAGUGAAAGAAGUCUGUGGUGGUAAACUGGCGCCUGAAACACCACAAAUUUUCUUCGUUCCAAAUCCCUUUUCACACAUUCGAUAG